CUUUCCGAAAUCUCACUGUCUCUUAGUUGUCCAAAAUGCCAACACCACCCCGUCCCCCUUCUUGGAAACACCAUUCUUUCUCCUAUAAAAAUUCCACUCCUCAAUACACAAAUCAUCCCAAAACAAUCCCAUUUCUGACCCCAAAAAAAAAAGCUUUAAAAAAAUCCCAUUAUGGCAUCAAAAAUUCGGCCCAAUUUUCAAGAUUUCUUGCCUCUCAUGGUGGAGAAGCUCGGCGGGGACGGUCUAAUAGCAGAACUGUGUAAUGGGUUUAAUUUAUUGAUGGAUUCUAGCAAAGGGGUUAUUACUUUUGAGAGUCUUAAAAGAAAUUCUUCUUUGCUGGGAUUACAAGAUUUGUCAGAUGAUGAUCUGUGUAGCAUGCUUAAAGAAGGUGAUUUUGAUGGAGAUGGGGCUCUCAAUCAGAUGGAAUUUUGUGUUUUGAUGUUUAGAUUAAGCCCUGAGUUGAUGGAGCAGUCUGAGUUUUUCUUGGAGGAGGCUCUUCAACAAGGAGAAUUCCAAGAUUUUCAUUUGUAAUAAUUUUCAUUUUCUUUUUUCUUUUUGGGCAAUUUUAGAUUUUCAUUGUUUAAUGCUGAUUAUUAAUUUAAAAUACAGACCUUCACAAGGAAACGAUUGUGAUUUUCGACGAACAACCUCCAAUUACAGCACUUAUUGUUAUACCAUUGCAGCUUGCUCUCAAACCAUACCAUGUUACAUGUCUUUGAUUUUUUGAUUAAAUGUAUGAAACAAUAUUGGAUUUUCUUCGAA
Olea europaea var. sylvestris is the source of this 762-nucleotide messenger RNA. Its product is annotated as calcium-binding protein PBP1-like. Gene Ontology annotation, molecular function: calcium ion binding. The coding region runs from base 172 to 531 and encodes 119 amino acids. NCBI's taxonomy places the organism in Eukaryota, Viridiplantae, Streptophyta, Magnoliopsida, Lamiales, Oleaceae. The transcript has a single exon. The record is from RefSeq and is a predicted model, not a curated record.